Prorocentrum cordatum is the source of this 793-nucleotide messenger RNA. Lineage: Eukaryota; Dinophyceae; Prorocentrales; Prorocentraceae. The record is from the annotation of a GenBank genome assembly.
AGGCAACGUCGACGGGAUCCAUGGCCUCCAGCACCGCGACCACCACCAAGGUGACGACGACCACGACGCGCACGACCACGGCGACCCUGGCGCACUUGCCCUUCGACUGCCACGCGAACCUGUCCACCUUCGAGCAGGACUGGUUCAUGGCCAAGGCGCUGUGGUGCUGCAGGAACAUGCGGCUCGGCUGCCUCACCAGCACGACGCCCGCGGCGCCGACGUCCACCACGGCGGCGACGUCGCCGACGAGCGCGCCGCCGGCGCCCGCGGAGCCGGGGAGCACCGCCGCGGCCCUCGCGCAGGAGGCGACGCCGCCGAUCGCGGCGGCCGCGCCCGUGGCCAGCACCACGGGCGCCGACUUGGCCUGGCCCCUGGGCGCCGGCUUCGAGUUCCCCCCCCUGGAGUUGAAGGCGCGGAAGGGCCAGGGCACCCAGCGCCCUGAGCAGCACGAGGCGGAGGGCGCCGCCCCCGCAGCUGGCCCGGACGGCGGCGCCGCCGGCGUAGGCACCGGCGGCGACGAGAGCCAAGCUGGCGACGAGGAGCUCGCGGUGCGCUGACCGCGGCGAAGCCUCGGCCCGUGCCGCCCCGUGGCAUCAUGAAUCCGUCUCCCGAUUCCCUCACCUUGGCCUUCUACAGUAUGUAACCUUCUUUUUCAGUGCGCAAUUGGCAGGGUUUCGUGCAGCCACUGCGCAUAAUGGCAAAGCUAGGCACUAAUGGCCUGCUUUGUCAAGCUUGCAACUUGUCAAAGACAGGUUGUACAUUUUUGUCAUGGCUCCAACGCUGCGCCAUGGAA